Acromyrmex echinatior (Panamanian leafcutter ant) is the source of this 1771-nucleotide messenger RNA. RefSeq names its product pleckstrin homology and FYVE domain containing family member rush hour (gene rush). The record is from RefSeq and is a predicted model, not a curated record. Gene Ontology annotation, cellular component: early endosome. NCBI's taxonomy places the organism in Eukaryota, Metazoa, Arthropoda, Insecta, Hymenoptera, Formicidae. Gene Ontology annotation, molecular function: metal ion binding; phosphatidylinositol binding. Gene Ontology annotation, biological process: endosome to lysosome transport; endosome organization.
UAAUCAGCAGUUUCUCCAGAUACGCAUUCUAUCGCCAGACACGCAUCAACACGCACGGGUUUACGUACUGGAUGUGAUUCACGCAUCUUGCUGUUGUCAACCCUGAUUCAUGGGAUCAUGGUCGACCGAUUGGUAAACAGCGAGGCCAAUGCUAGGCGCAUCGCGAUGGUCGAAAACUGCUUCGGCGGUUCGGGUCAGCCGCUUGCAGUACCUGGCCGAGUCCUGGUGGGUGAAGGAGUCCUGACAAAAAUGUGCAGAAAAAAGCCCAAGCCUAGACAGUUCUUCCUGUUCAAUGAUAUAUUGGUCUAUGGGAAUAUCGUGAUUAAUAAGAAAAAAUAUAACAAGCAACAUAUUAUACCACUGGAGGAGGUAAAAUUAGAGUCUCUGGCUGACGAGGGUCAAUAUCGUAAUGGAUGGCUCAUUAAAACAGUAACAAAGUCGUUUGCUGUUUAUGCUGCUACUCCAACAGAAAAACAAGAAUGGAUGGCACAUAUCACAAAAUGUAUUGAAGAUUUGUUAAGAAAAAGUGGCAAAAAGCCUGUCGAAGUCCAUGCAGCGGUUUGGGUACCAGAUAAUGAAGCUACAAUUUGUAUGCACUGCAAUAAAACACAAUUCACAGUAUUAAACAGACGGCAUCAUUGUAGACAAUGUGGAGCAGUAGUUUGUGGUCCAUGCAGUAACAAAAAAUUAUUAUUGCCUGGGCAAGGAAACGGGAAAGCUGUCAGGGUCUGUUUACAAUGUUACGAUGCCGCUAGUAAAAUCAAGGCUAUACCAACGACUGCUGUGGAUAGCUUAAAUAACAAAGAUCCGCGUAAUUCCGCUGACAGUUCAGGAGGGGAUAGUUCUGGAGACGAUGAUGAUGGAAAUAAGGAAGAAAACCAUGAUGAGCCUAAAUUUUAUUCCACGCUUGGCCGAUGAAAAUAACUAUCAUAUGGAUGAAGUACGGAUGAAAUACGAAAGAGAAGCAAAAAUUCUACAGAAAUAUUUUUAAAAAUCAAUAUCGAACUACAUUAUAAUAAAAAAGUUUAUAGAAUGUCAUUCAAGAAAAUCAUUCAAGAAAUAUUUCUUAACGAUUCAUUAGGAAGAUUGAAACGGAGACAAAUGCGAAAUUCUGCCAAAAAUUUAUGAAGCACAUAUUGUUUUACAUAUAUCUAAUUUGCAUUCUGCAAUUUUUAACAAUAAAAAAGUAUUACAUUUUAUUAAGGCGGUUCUUUAGUAAAUUGAGUUAUCGUAGAAAUAUCUGAUUUUUAAAAAUGAAGUUGAGAUAUCGAAAUUGACAUGGGUAAAAUCUGCGGUAUGUUAACGAGAAAAUAAAAAAGAAAAAAAAUGUUGAAAAUGUAACCUUUCACAUAUAACUUAGUGACUGAUAAGGCUCGCUUUUUUGACUAAUUGCACAUAAUUACCAUACUUUUCUUAAAAAUGAGAUAUAAUAGUUUUAAAAAUUACGAUUUUAAUAGUCACAAAAAAGUAUUAGGUCAAUUCUAUAAGUAAAAAUAAUAUGACCAUUCUGGAAAGAUAUUUACGUAUGUGCAUAAAUUUGCAUAUCAAUUUAAUCUCGAAAAGUAAACUUAAUCUCGUCUUGUUUUCGUUCGAUGAAGAUGUAGCUCUUAAUUUAUUAUACUAUCGUAUGUUCCAUACUAUUUCGUUAAGAUAUACACAGUUUUAAUAUUUUACUCAAAUAUUAAAACUUAUGCAAAUAUUUGUAAUUUUGAAUGAACCCUGGUAAGGCACCCUAAAUUUUCGGCUUUACUACUAAAGAACCACCCUAAUG